AUGCCUAGCAGGUUUUCAGCCGCCUUUCGGCGCAAAUCCGCGACAAACUCCGAGGACCUCCAGCUUCAUUCCUCUACUGCCGAACCGUCAUUUCGCGUCCUGGAGCGUGGCCAACCCCAAGAGGGGCGCACCUUUGAUGGCGGCGUCAGGAUGGCGAGAGCAUCGGCUCACAUGGCACACAAGGUCACCAACUCAGAGUCUGAGGUGGAAGACAACAUGUUUGCAGGGCUGAACGCCUACAGCGGUGGCUCAAACACCACCAAAGCUACAUCCACUGACACUUCCUCCCGGCACAGCAACGCAUCGACCGCGCCCUCAUCAGCCGACGUAGCCCACCCGAAUGACGAUCCACGACCAGCGAAACGAGCAAUCACCUCGUACGAGCCGACGCCGCCAAGUCGCUCGUCGCAGAAGACUGCCAGUAGUUUCCUGGAUCGGGCAGGAAGGACCUUUUCGUUCGGCAUGCAAAAGAAGAGCCAGGCUCCGCCAGUCAAGGACGACGUACCUGAUGUGCCGCCUCUGCCUACGUUGCAACGCGAGGACGAGUACGGGCGGACACGGGCCAUGACAGCGUCGACGACCAGCACAGCGACCACAGCGACGCCACCUCGACUUGACGGCAGCAGUGGGCUGGACAUGGGGGGAGAUUUCGGGUCAAUGUUCUCGACAUUCGAUAAACGAGCGAGUCAGGCCACGUUGCGAAACGAUUUACAACGACAGGCGCAACCGGCGCCCUUGAAGCUCGACAAGACGAAUCCCAUCGACAUUGACCCUGCGCCCCGAUCGUGGAAUAGCAACAAGUCCAGUGAUGAACUCAUGAACUCGCCAAAGCUUUCACCCCCUCUCGUGCCGCGGCAUCAGCCAUCUUUCGAAUAUCGUACGUCGACAAGCCCGACCGGGGUUGUUGACGACGAAGACGCGAGGCUGCUGGCCGACUCGGUAGCUGCUACAAAGUUCCUGACACAGCCAACUGCCCAGGGUCGCGGAGGUCGACGCGCGGAGGUUGACGACCGAGUUGCAAUCAAUCUGCGAGAACCAGCCACUGCAGACGAAGGCGAGGACAAUUUGUUUGCAGGGACAACGACUCGCUUCUCCAAACCCGCGCAGAGACCGACGAGGCCCGCAAGUCCACCUCGCGGAAGCAAAGUCAUGACCGCGGCCGAAUUCGAGCGCUAUGAGAAGGAGAAGAAUCGCCAGCAUAUGGAACGCUCCGUGUACGGUCGAUCUGCCGAAGACGAAGAUGACGAGGACGACAUCAACUACGAUGACGAGGAGGACGCGGAAGAGAAGGCCAAGGAAGCAGCCAAGCGCAGCCGCAACAAGCAAGCGCAGAUGCAAGCCUACCGGCAGAAGAACCUGAAGACGACGGGCGGUGGCACCGGAAGCAUCUCCCCCCUCUCUUCCAGUCGGCCAACCUUCGCAGCAUCCUUGAGUACACCACAUCUAGGCGUUGCCAAAACGCCAUCCCCGGAGCUUGCGCGCCCAGCCGAAGACGAUGAGGAUGAUGAGGUGCCCCUUGCUAUUCUCCAGGCCCACGGCUUUCCCCAUAAGAACCUCAGCGCGAGCCGACUGAGCACAGCUGGCUCGAAUCCUAACCUGCGUGUCACAUCUCAAGCUCAUGAUAGUCGACCCCAAUCUAUGGCGGGCGAGACGUCGGCUUUCAACGCCAAGCGAUCGUCGACCCUGCCGGCAUUCGCCCGAGGUCUGCCGCAGGAUCCUUUUGCAGGACCUGGCGCUGCCCGACCAGCCGUGAGGGAGUCUCUUUCCUUCGGAGGCGGCAGCCCCAACCUGGAUCGACUCACUCCUCAAGUACCGCAGCAUCAAUCUGGGCACCCCGGUGGUCUCGUUGGUGUCAUUGCAAGUGAGGAGCGCGCCCGCGCCAUGCGACGUGGAAGUCCCAACGUGGAGAGCCAGCGGUUAGGUGGUGGCGGCGCAGGCGGUCAGAACCUGGAUCCCAUGGCUGGCAUCCCGUCUCACAUGAUGUACGGGGCUGGCCAGCAGAAUGUGGCUCAGAACAGACUGUCUCAGCAGCCCCUGACGGCUGCAGACCAAGCUCAGGUGCACAUGUCACAGCAAAUGAGUCAGUUCAUGCAGAUGCAGAUGCAGUUUAUGCAGAUGAUGGCGAAUAACCAGCCGGGUGGUCAGAUGCCGCAAAUGCCCAUGCCCUACGGCAUGCCCCAUAUUCCCCAGAUGCAACAACACCAGCAGCCACCAUAUGGCAUGCACGCAGCAACGCAGUCGGUUGCAGAUUUCCCCUCGGGGCAGUCCACGUAUGGCCAGCAGCCGAUGCCACGGCGACGAGACGCAGGCUCACGCACGAUGAGCAUGGUUCAGCCGAACACUGGACCUCAAACGUUGCAUGGGGGGAUGGGAAGCCCUGCUUUUGGCUACACUCCUUCCAUUGCACCAUCCGAGCGCAGCAAUGUCGGUCUUCCUGGCCGAUACAGGCCAGUGUCUCAGGUGCCACAGCUGGACGUGCCUAUCCACCACCGGGCCUCGUCGAUUUCCGGUGCCUUGUCGAUGACUCCCACAGAGGACAGCAAGAGCCGGUCAACGUCCACAAUCAAGCUGAUCAGCAAGACGAAGAACAACGCCGGGUCGGAUGACGAUGACGAGGAGGGCUGGGAGAGCAUGCGAGCCAAGCGUGACCAGAAGAAGUCUCGAUGGAGGUUGAGGAAGGGGAACGACCACUAG
Emericellopsis cladophorae is the source of this 2694-nucleotide messenger RNA. RefSeq lists its product as uncharacterized. NCBI's taxonomy places the organism in Eukaryota, Fungi, Ascomycota, Sordariomycetes, Hypocreales, Bionectriaceae. The record is from RefSeq and is a predicted model, not a curated record. The coding region runs from base 1 to 2694 and encodes 897 amino acids. The transcript is spliced from 2 exons.